CGGUUAUCGGACUUCCUGAGGAUCAUAUAUCUAUUGCGCGCUUUUGUUCAGUCGUCUCGCAGUUUGGAACAAAUGACAGUUGAAACAUGUCGGGCACGGAUACCGGUAUAAUUUUUUCCAUUGAAAGAAAGUCUCCCAACACUUUGUUCAACUUCAAAGUAGCAAAGAUCGUCGGAUAUUGGAGUCUCGAUGGAUCAAGAAAUUUUCACCAUAAUUCAUCUCAAUUACGCUAUUGGAUUCCGUUCAAUGAAGAAAUUGUGAAGUUCGAUUUGAAUGACGGGUUUGCACUAAUGCAGAGAAGACCUGACAGCUUGGAUGAUGAAAAACUUGAGAAUAUUUUGAGGUGGAUUGAAGGCAAUCAUCAGAAAAUUUUGGCUGAUCAGAGAAACCCUAGAUGGCUACGUCCUCACUUCAUUUGCUACCGUGGUCCCCUGGCAAAAAUCUUGAAAUCACCUUAUCAAGACAGAUACGGCUGGAUGAUUUGCGCCAUGAAAUUCAAAGGUACAAUUUACAUAUGUCCAUUUGACACAGAAGAGGAGAAGCGACAAAAGACCAAGGAGACUGAACGAGAUAAGAGAAUGACCUUCUGGGGGAAAAGAUUUGAGCACUACAUGCUGUCAGAUACCCCUUAUCAUCGUGGAGAUUCAUCACCGGUGAAUGAAUCAACAGAGUUCUGUUGUGUAUUCGAGAGCCGUCUCAAUGAUCAUCGCUUGCUCUAUGCUGCAGAAGUGGAUGGACUGUGUUCUGACGAAAAAUUCGAAGAUCCGCUCCCUCUAGAUCGGCUGAAAUUCAUGGAACUGAAAACGGAUAAACUCAAUGCGACUCCCGGGCAAGAAAUAAUGAGGAAGAAAGUAAAAUCGCUGAACUGGUGGGCCCAGAGUUAUCUGGUUGGGGUAGAGGACAUUGUUUGUGGAUAUCGAGAUGAUCGCAAUGGAGUCGUUCGACGCUUGGAGAACAAAUCUGUUUCUGGCUUAGAACGAGACUCACGGAAAUUCUGGAAUCCUUCCGUGUGCAUGAAUUUUUAUGAUGACUUCCUGACAUUCAUGAAACGUACUGUGAAGAAGAAUUAUGAUCAGGCUGUUUACAAAUUUGAGAGGCUCCCGAAUUCCAAUAAAAUCAUUGUGGAGACGUUACCAGCGACAUCGGACUAUGCUUUUCUCCCUGAGUGGUACAUCUCUUUUGCAAAAAAAUAAACACAUUCUCAGGAUUCUUCAGGAUUGGUAGUGUCCAGCCUCUGAAAUGUGAUUUCUGAACUGUGAUUAAUCAUUGUACUGUUAAGAGUAUGAGCUGCUGCACCCGGUGGAUCGAUCAAGAUAAUUCACAAACAACGCAGCUGCAUCCAUCGCUUUUGAUUAUUUAAUCAUUAGUGUAUGUAUGUAUACUUCCUCUUCAGUACAUUCAUUAUUUCCUUAUGUUCAUCAAUAUCAAUAUUUACAUUGUUAUUUUUAUUACUAUGCUCCUUAACUUACAUACUGUGUGUAUGACUGUUCUUACUAUUCACAACAUAAUUACACAAUGAGAGCUACCAAAACCUGGUGAAGUAACUUCAGUCAGUUUCAAUGACGAUUGUCAUCAUUAUCGCUAUUAUUCUUAUACACAUUAAAGAUAAUUCCAAUCCCGCUAAA
Molecule: messenger RNA, 1625 nt
Organism: Diachasma alloeum
Lineage: Eukaryota; Metazoa; Arthropoda; Insecta; Hymenoptera; Braconidae
Product: decapping and exoribonuclease protein
Exons: 4
Coding region: 87-1193 (368 amino acids)
Biological process (GO): NAD-cap decapping; nuclear-transcribed mRNA catabolic process
Cellular component (GO): nucleus; cytosol
Molecular function (GO): mRNA 5'-diphosphatase activity
Source: RefSeq, a predicted model, not a curated record